This is a messenger RNA of Drepanopeziza brunnea f. sp. 'multigermtubi' MB_m1, 522 nucleotides long. RefSeq lists its product as uncharacterized. Gene Ontology annotation, cellular component: cytoplasm; mitochondrion; glycine cleavage complex. Gene Ontology annotation, biological process: protein lipoylation; glycine decarboxylation via glycine cleavage system. The record is from RefSeq and is a predicted model, not a curated record. Lineage: Eukaryota; Fungi; Ascomycota; Leotiomycetes; Helotiales; Drepanopezizaceae.
AUGGCAUCAAUCGCACGAUCCCUCCGGCCCGUGGCCUCGCGAUUCUCCGUCGGCUCUUGCAGAAGCGCGGCGCCUUGCAAGGCCUCGCAAUUCCAAAGGCGAGCCUUCUCUGCGUCGCCGAUUGCGCAGGUCAAGAAAUACACCAAGGACCAUGAAUGGGUCGAGCUGUCCGAGGAUGGCAAGACGGGAGUCAUUGGUAUCUCCGACUACGCGGCGCAUGCUCUCGGUGACGUGGUUUACGUCGAGCUCCCAACCACGCCCAUGGAGGUCGCAGCAGGAGACUCCAUCGGCGCAGUCGAGUCCGUGAAGUCGGCUUCAGAUAUCAACGCACCCAUCAGCUGCACCAUCACCGCCGUCAACGACCUGCUGGAGGAGAAGCCAGGGACGAUCAACAAGGGGCCAGAGGACGAUUCUUCUUCGGGGGGGUGGAUUGCCAAGGUAGAGGUGGGGGAGCUUGGAGCGCAGGAUCUGAAAAACCUAAUGACUGCGAAGGAAUACAAGGAGUUCACGGAGGAAGCCUAG